UACAGUUCACACUUUUCCCCCAGGACACGUAAUGACACGUGGCGAUUUUAGAUUAGCGCUCACAGUUUUUGCAAAUAUCUACCUACAGUCGAAACUGCUCGCUUGCUCCGAGGGGAAGAAAAUGGAGCUCCCGCCGAUUUCCUGCAUCAGUAUUCUCCUGCUUGGUGUGAUCAGUCUCUCUUUCACUUCGCACGCUGUUGCUUCUGAUCACUGCAAAGCAUGGCUGGUCCAAUCCAUCCCCACCGACAUGCCGCUUCUCUCCCGCGUCCCCGGCGUCCUCUCCACCGCGGAUGUUUUUCGGUGGCUGGCUGGGAACUCUUCGCAGAGUCUCGACAUAAUUGCACAGUACUGGCAGUUAAAAGCACAUCCUGAUGAUCCUCGAUCAGGGGAUUAUGGAUACUCUAGAUCUAAAAUGCAGAAAUUUGGAGCUCAAGAAGGCUUUGAUGUUCACAAAGCCAUCACUGAUGCUGCAGAUCGCAAUGUUAGUGUCAGGUUAUUGCAGCACUCUGGAGUAUAUCCUGAUUAUGCCAAAGAGCCGUCUGAAAUUGCUUCUAGAAGGACUAAUGUGAAAAGUGUAACUUUAUUGCUUAGUAAAUGGUGGGGAUCUGGUAUAGUCCAUGCAAAGAUUUGGUUAUCAGAUUUUCGACACGUUUACAUUGGAUCUGCAAACAACGACUGGAAAUCUCUCACACAGGUGAAAGAAGUUGGAAUUUAUCUUGUUGAUUGCCCAAUAGUAGCAAAAGCAGUUGCGGUCUACUACGACAACCUAUGGAAACUUGCAUCUCUAAAUGUUACAGCUUACACAAGAGCAGUAUGGGAUCAGCAGUGGCAAAUCAGUAGAAAAGUUCCUUGCUGGUCACAUUUCGUCCAUUUGAAGGAAAGAUGCAGGUCACCCCUUCCUCAUUUCAUGAAAAUUCCCCAUGUCACUGGUUAUCCAGAACUCUCUGACCCUGCUAUGUUUCAAAUGCCGAUUGAGACUCCUGGACAAAACUGCUCAACUUUGCAGCCUCUAGCCAGUUAUCUCUCUUUUGCUCCUCCAGAGCUGUUGUUUGGCAAGUAUCAGUCUGAUGAACAGGCAUGGGUGGAUACAAUUAAAUCUGUAGGAAGUGGAGCCACUGUUAGAAUUAGUACUAUGGACUGGCUUGGGCAAUCCCAGUACACGAAGAAAACAGUUUAUUGGCCAUCCAUGUCCUCUGCAGUAUCAGAGGUUAUCUUCUCCAAGCAUGCAACGGUUAAGAUACUAGUAGCAUACUGGGCACAUUUUAUCAACAACACAGAUCAGUAUCUGAAGUCCCUUCUCUACUCCAAUGUUCUCUGUUCUUCAUCGAAGUACAAUAAGUGUUCUGGCAAAGUCGAGAUUAAAUAUUAUAAGGUACCAGGGUUUGACUUAACUGGACCCGCCAUUCACAAGGGAAGAAGAACUGGCAACAUUUUCCCUGGUUAUACCAGGGUCAACCAUGGAAAAUAUGCAGUCAGUGAUGUGCGAGCCCAUAUUGGUACUAGCAAUCUUAUAUGGGAUUAUUUCUAUACAACAGCUGGUGUAGGUUUUGGGACAUACAACCCAGCUAUUGUUGCACAGCUUCAAGAAAUCUUUGAUGCUGAUUGGAAUUCGCCAUAUGCUGUUCCAGUUGAACCGUUGCAGGAAGGUCGCCAUUAUUCUGCCCGCUAAGUGCUUGGGUUUGUCGCAUAUCAGCUAUGGGGAUGGCAUGUGCAGGGGAUGAAGGUUAACAUUCUGGAUGGAUGUUUGUGAUUUAGUUGUAGCUGAUUUGAAUUAAUUCUCUUUUGAAUGCAAAGUUCAAUGUCAAGAAAAACUUUCACGAAUACAAGCUUUGGAAGGUGUACUCAACAAUUCAUGUGAUUAUUGAUUUAAUAUAGCCAAGAGGCAGAGAAAGGUAUAUUAUUCAAGAGAGAAAAA
Messenger RNA from Malania oleifera, 1915 nucleotides. RefSeq lists its product as uncharacterized. Lineage: Eukaryota; Viridiplantae; Streptophyta; Magnoliopsida; Santalales; Ximeniaceae. The coding region runs from base 32 to 1669 and encodes 545 amino acids. The record is from RefSeq and is a predicted model, not a curated record. Gene Ontology annotation, molecular function: catalytic activity. The transcript is spliced from 7 exons.